Messenger RNA from Kwoniella mangroviensis CBS 8507, 396 nucleotides. RefSeq lists its product as uncharacterized. The transcript has 2 exons. Bases 1 to 396 code for a protein of 131 amino acids. Lineage: Eukaryota; Fungi; Basidiomycota; Tremellomycetes; Tremellales; Cryptococcaceae. The record is from RefSeq and is a predicted model, not a curated record.
AUGGCAUCGCAGAACUCAACAUCUGAUCAACUCACGAUUCUAUUAUCAAUGGCCUUCAAUGAAACUUCCGCAGAGACCUCUUCAGCAGAUGAUGUGGAAUAUCUAUUGAAAAGUAACCUUGAUGGGCCAUAUCUGGUGGGUAAACAUGACGAUUGUGGUACUGUCAUAGUAAUUGUUAGAGCACCGAUCGACACUCAAGCAAGAACGGAGAUGACGAGUGGAUUGACUUGUCUUAACACGACAUGUGAUGAUUGCCCUCUCACAGAAGUCGAAUACUGUAGAUCCAAGAAAUCAGCUUCUUUGACUAAUGAUCUCUGGGUCAAUAGGUCAUUAUAUGAACACCCUACGGGAUUUACAGCGCAUAGUAUGACUCACAAGAUACCUAAAAGGGGUUGA